GCCCACCCGAUCCAUCCCUGUCUUCUUUAUCACCCGAGCCCUCCCCUACUUCUCACCCACGAAAGAGAGAGAGAAGAGAAGAGGAGCCCUCCACCCGGCCGUCGCAGCGCCAACCAAACCCUCGUCGUCGUCCCGGAUCCCGCCGUCGCCGCCGCCGCCGCAGCCAUGCCGUUCACCCCGGGACCCUACUCCGGCAAGAGCACCCUCGCCCUCGUGGCCAGGGUCUCCGCGGUCGGCGUCGGCGUCGUCUACGGCUCCAUCAAGCUCGGCAUCCUCAAGAUGACCAAGCCCAAGGAGGAAGCAGCUGCUCAUCACUGAGGACAAGUAGCUCCAGCGCGUUGACGCCGUAGAUUCACGAUGUACCUUCUAUAUGUGCAUUCGGUUCUGUGAUUUGUGUCUGAAACCCAAGAAACCCCAGACCCAUGUGGGAGCUGAACCUUAGUUUUUUGCUUGUGGAAAAUAAUAUCCUCGGCUGAAUCGAUUUGAAAUCAGGAAGAGUGAAACUUAAAAAAUCCUUUGGUGUGGUA
This is a messenger RNA of Triticum urartu, 527 nucleotides long. RefSeq lists its product as uncharacterized. The record is from RefSeq and is a predicted model, not a curated record. Lineage: Eukaryota; Viridiplantae; Streptophyta; Magnoliopsida; Poales; Poaceae.